AUGUCAGAAGGGGACAGCACCGGCGAGUCCAUUCAUGGCAAACCUUCAGUGGUCUAUAGAUUUUUCACAAGACUCGGACAGAUAUACCAGUCCUGGUUAGACAAAUCUACUCCCUACACCGCAGUACGAUGGGUUGCAACGUUGGGUUUAAGUUUUAUCUACAUGAUUAGAGUUUAUCUACUACAGGGUUGGUACAUCGUGACGUAUGCCUUGGGAAUCUACCACCUAAAUCUUUUCAUAGCUUUUUUGUCGCCAAAGGUAGAUCCCUCUCUAAUGGAGGACUCAGAUGAUGGUCCUUCAUUACCCACAAAACAAAAUGAGGAGUUCCGGCCCUUCAUUCGAAGGCUGCCAGAGUUCAAAUUCUGGCAUUCGGCUACUAAAGGUAUCCUUGUCGCAAUGACGUGUACAUUCUUUGAGGCUUUCAACGUUCCAGUUUUUUGGCCCAUUCUCGUGAUGUACUUCAUCAUGCUUUUCUGCAUCACCAUGAAGAGGCAAAUCAAGCAUAUGAUAAAAUACCGAUAUAUACCGUUCACACACGGCAAGAGGAAAUACAAAGGGAAGGAAGACAUGGGGAAGACCUUCGCUAGCUAGAAAUCAAACAGAGCCUGCUGACCAACACCCUGCAUUAUAAUUAAAAGACCGGUUUUGAGCCAUUUUGUAACAAUGCCUCUUUUUCCUUCCAUCCAAAGUCCAGC
Messenger RNA from Gekko japonicus, 695 nucleotides. It is a transcript of the gene RER1, whose product is annotated as retention in endoplasmic reticulum sorting receptor 1. NCBI's taxonomy places the organism in Eukaryota, Metazoa, Chordata, Lepidosauria, Squamata, Gekkonidae. Gene Ontology annotation, biological process: retrograde vesicle-mediated transport, Golgi to endoplasmic reticulum; protein retention in ER lumen. Gene Ontology annotation, cellular component: Golgi membrane. The record is from RefSeq and is a predicted model, not a curated record. The transcript is spliced from 6 exons. The coding region runs from base 1 to 591 and encodes 196 amino acids.